Molecule: messenger RNA, 1596 nt
Organism: Dictyostelium discoideum AX4
Lineage: Eukaryota; Evosea; Eumycetozoa; Dictyosteliales; Dictyosteliaceae
Gene: poxA
Exons: 3
Coding region: 1-1596 (531 amino acids)
Biological process (GO): thiocyanate metabolic process; cellular oxidant detoxification; response to oxidative stress
Cellular component (GO): extracellular region
Molecular function (GO): heme binding; peroxidase activity; thiocyanate peroxidase activity
Source: RefSeq, a predicted model, not a curated record
AUGCGAUUAAAUUUAAUAUCGUUUUUUAUAAUAUUUACUAUUUUAGUUUCUAUUUCAAAUUCUCAGGAAUUUAGAUCAUAUACCGGUGAAGGAAAUAAUAAACAAAAUCCAAAACAAGGUUCAAUUUUUACUCCAUUUAUUAGACUUGCAAAUCCAAUUAAAUUUAAUAAAAAUGGAUUUCCAAAUAUAACGAAUCAACCAUCAAGAGCAAUUAGUAAUAUAAUAUUUGAUCAACAAACUCAUAUUGGUUCAAAAGAACAUUUAACUGAUAUGUUUAAUAUGUGGGGUCAAUUUUUAAUUCAUAAUAUGGCAUUAUCAAAACCAGAACCAAAUUCAUGGCCAAUUAAAGUACCAAAAUGUGAUCAAUAUUUUGAUCCAGCAUGUAUUGGUAAUAAAACAAUGAAUUAUUUUAGAACUAGAGCUACAGAAGUACCAUGUGAUGUAGGUAAAACCGUAGUUGAUGAAGAUGGUAAAUGUUAUGAACAAAUUAAUAGUUUAGGAUCCUAUAUAGAUGGUAAUGUACUAUAUGGAAAUUCAGAAGAGAUUUGUAAGAAUUUAAGAUCACUAAGUGGUGGUGAAAUGAAAAUGACAGUAACAGAUGUUGGUGAUUUACCACCAAAGAAUGUCCCAGGUGUACCAAUGGAUAACGAUGCAAAUUUAUUCCCAAUCGAUCAAUUGUAUAGUGUUGGUGAGAGAAGAGGUAAUGAAAAUCCAGGAUUACUAUCAAUUCAUACAUUACUACUUAGAGAUCAUAAUAGAUUAGCUAGAAAAUUUGCAAGAUUACAUCCAGAAUGGGAUGAUGAAAGAGUUUUCCAACAAUCACGUUCAUGUAUAAUUGAACAAAUUCAAAAGAUUACCUAUGAUGAAUAUUUACCAACUACUUUAGGUUCCUUCCCAUCUUAUACAGGCUACGAUGCAAAUGUGAAUGCACAAGUUUCAAAUGAAUUUACAACUACAGCAUUUAGAUUUGGUCAUAGUGAAGUUGGACCAUUUAUGGAAUAUUAUUCAGAGAAUGGUACUCGUCUUCAACCAUUACCAAUUAAAUUCUCUUAUUUCAAUCCUCAUGCUCUUAAUAGAGGUGUUGAACCAUUAAUUCGUGGUUUAAUUAUCAAUGAAGAAGAAAAUAUCGAUAUCUAUAUGAUUAGUGAUUUAAGAAACUUUUUAUUUGGUAAACCAGGUCAAGGUGGUUUAGAUUUAGCAAGUAGAAAUUUACAAAGAAAUCGUGAUCAUGGUAUUCCACCAUAUAACUCAUUAAGACGUCAGUUAGGUCUUCGUCCAGUUCAAACUUGGUCUGAUAUCACCUCUGAUCCACAAAUUCAAAAUCGUUUAAAAAAUGCUUACAAAUCAGUAGAUGAUAUCGACUCUUAUGUCGGUGGUUUAGCAGAAGAUCAUAUGGAAGGUAGUUGUGUUGGUCAAACUUUUUAUCUCAUCAUCUAUGAACAAUUCUUUAGAACUAGAGCUGGUGAUAGAUUUUGGUAUGAAACUCCUGAAAUGAGAAUGGUAAAUCGUGAAUGUGAAACUACAACAUUUGCUGAAGUAAUUAAAAGAACAACUUCAAAUAUUGGUUAUGUUCAACCAAAUGUUUUUAGAAAAUAA